Cyprinodon tularosa is the source of this 3985-nucleotide messenger RNA. It is a transcript of the gene zc3h18, whose product is annotated as zinc finger CCCH-type containing 18. The record is from RefSeq and is a predicted model, not a curated record. The transcript has 20 exons. The coding region runs from base 239 to 3613 and encodes 1124 amino acids. Gene Ontology annotation, molecular function: metal ion binding. NCBI's taxonomy places the organism in Eukaryota, Metazoa, Chordata, Actinopteri, Cyprinodontiformes, Cyprinodontidae.
UAGCCGUUAGCCUAGCUCCAGUGAUGCUACAACGUUAACAUGAAGAUGACGAGUUUUCCGCGACGAAGUCUACAGAAAGUUCGUUUCUAAGUCGUUAAGCUCGACCGGUUACAUGUUCCUUACCCUGGAGGACGUUUGCGGUUCGGUCCGGGCUGUUUGGGUUCGGUUAGCAGUCUGUCUGUGCGACUCCAGGUUCUGGGCCUAAGCUAGCUUGACCAGCAGCCAUUAAUCGUCGUCCAUGGAAUCACCUGAGAGCCCCAUCCAGUCCCCCCAGGACGGCGUCUCUGACAGCGAGCUGCCGCCGUCUCCUGAGGACGAGGCAGGCGGAGUCAUCUCCGACAGCGAAAUGCUCCUAGAGGAGGAGAAUGGAGGCCUGACCGGGGAGGAAGAAGAGGAGGACGAUGACGAGCAAGGAGGAAGAUUAGACUUGGAGGACGAAGUGGUCCCCGACUUUGUCUCUGAUCCAGAGGAUGAGGAGCCUGUAGAAGCAGACAGGGGACAGGAGGACGAGACCAUUGUGCUGAUGGAGGGGGAUGAAGAUGAUCCACAGGGACGGAGGGCGGCUGAGGAAGAGGACGAGGUCCUGGACACGCCGCAGUCCCCGGACCUGGAGCCAGAGCAGGACAAGGAGAACUUUGAGUCCGAGGAAGAUGGCGAAGGUGGGGACGAAGGCUAUGGGGGCUACAGGAAGGACACCUCUGUAGAGCGGGAUGCAAGUGAGGUAGAGGAGGAUAGGAACAAGGAAGAGGAGGAGGAGGACAUGAGGAGGGCAGUGGUGAGGGAGAUGAAGGAUGACUCUGCCUCAGUUUCCCGUGAGCUGGAUGAACAUGAACUGGAUUAUGAUGAGGAGGUGCCUGAAGAACCUGCUCAUGAUGAAGAGGAGGAGGAGGAAGACAGCAAAGUGGAAGGAGGAGAGGAGGAAGAGGAGGAGAACCAAGAAAAGAAGAAGAAGGAGAAGAAACCGAUCCUCCCUCCUUCUCCAGGAGGCGAUUCAAAGCGUCUGGAGGGCUCCAAAGGGUCGGAGAGGCUCAGAGAGAGGAAGAAGGAUGAAGACGAUGGCGAGAUCGAUGAAGGAGAGAUAGAAGACGAUGAUCUGGAGGAAGGAGAGGUCAAAGAUCCAUCAGACAGGAAGAUCAGACCACGGCCCAUCUGCAGGUUCUUCAUUAAAGGAAACUGUACCUGGGGGAUGAACUGCAGGUUCAUCCACCCUGGAGUCAACGACAAGGGGAACUACUCUCUCAUCAGCAAGCCUGACCCUUUCUCCCCCAAUGGAGCGCCCCCUGGAGGACCCCUGCCUCUCAUCCCUAACAGUCCUUGGGCUGCUCCUGUGGUGGAGGAGCUCCCUCCCCCGCCUCCGCCGGUGGAGCCUCCUGUGGAGAGCGCCUGGGAGAGAGGACUGAGGCACGCCAAAGAGGUGCUGAAGAAAGCCACCAUCCGCAAAGAGCAGGAGCCCGACUUUGAGGAGAAGCGCUUCAAUGUGACGAUCGGAGAGGACGAGAGAGAGUUGGACAAAGAGAACGAGUUCUUUAGAGAACGCAGCUACCGGAUCAUCCGAGAGGAAAUGGACUUCAGAGACCCUAUUUAUGGCGAGCCCUAUGCUGACCCGUACUACGACUAUGAAAUGGAAGCCUUGUGGAGGGGCGGCCAGUAUGAGAACUUCAGGGUUCAGUACACCGAGGCUCCUCUUCCGUACCACUUCAACGAGCGCGAGCGCGACCUCCGGGAGCGUCACCGAGACAGGGAGCGGGAGCGAGAUCACCGCGAGAGGGAGCGCCGGCAGCGGGAGAGGGAACGAGAGCGGGAGCGCGAGAAGGAGAGGAUUCGACGGAAAGAGGAGUGGGAGAGAGAAACGCAGCGUUUGAAACGCAACGAGAAGGAGAGGCCCAAGAUGCGUCCUCCUCGCGAAGCCAGGGAGAAGAAGGAGGAGGACAAGCUGAAGCCACGCUCCCCGCUCGGGCCGCCGCCGCCUAACAGGCUAAUGGAACCUCCCUCCAAGAAAGAGCUGCUUCCACUCAUGAGGCGUCCAGACGAGUGGAAGGACCCAUGGCGACGGUCCAAAUCUCCCAGGAGACGUGGCGGCCUGGGAUCGCCACCACGAGGGCGCCGCCGCCAUCGCCCAUCAGGCUCCUCUGUCUCCCUGUCCAACUCCUCCAGGUCUUCGUCGCGCUCUUCGUCCUACACAGGCUCAGGCUCGUCCCAUUCCCGCAGCCGCUCGUCUUCAUACAGCUCCUACUCCAGCCACUCCUCUCAGCACAGCUCCUUCAGCGGCAGCCGCUCCAGAUCUCGAUCAUUUUCCUCCUCCCCCUCACCGAGUCCAGCUCCUCAGAGGAUUGCCAAGAACAAACCGGACCCCCCACCUGUGGCAGCAAAGGGCAUGCCUCCAAAGCCAGGUGUGGCCCCCCCUCCCCGCAGGGAAAAGCCUCCCCUCAAAAAGGCUCCCAGUCCUCCACAGCCUGGAGGACCUCCUAGCAAACCCUUUAAACCCCCAACAGAGGGAGGGAAGCCUCCUACCAACCCCAGGGAGACGGGUGGUGCGUCUGAUGGGCCAGGAGCUGGACCUCCGCCUCCGCGGGAACCUGGAAGACCUCCAAACCCCAGGGAGGGUAGGCAGAGGGAGCGACAGCAGCAUCCGCCUCGCAGGAGGACGGUGAGCGGGAGCGUCAGCGGCAGCAGUUAUACGGGUUCCAGCUCCAGGUCCAGAUCCUCGUCCAACUCGCUGUCAGCCUCGCCCUCCAGGUCUCGCUCGCACACCGGCUCCAGGAAAUCCAGGAAAUCCAGGUCACUGAGCGUCAGCAGCGUGUCCUCGGUGUCCUCUGCAUCAUCCAGCAGCAGCUCGGUGCGCAGCGCCGACUCUGACGACAUGUACGCCGACCUGGCCAGCCCGGUGUCAUCUGCAAGCUCUCGCUCGCCAACGCCAAAUCAGCCUCGCAGAGAGCGGGGUCCCCCGCGGGAACGGUCCCCACCGGGUCGGGAGAAGAUCAGGGAAAGGCCGUCAAAGAAAGAGGAACAUUUCAGGGACGAUCGCAGGAAGGUUGACCCUUCCGGAGGUCCGCCUAGAGGAAGCAACGCCAUCCCUCGAUCAGGACCCAGCAACAGGGGGGGGCAUCCUGCUCAUCCUCGCCCCGGCACCAUGGGGCCCCCUGGAAGCUACGGAGGUUCAGGCUCUCACAAAGACAUCAAGCUGACCCUCCUCAACAAGCAUCAGGGAGAGAGAGGCAGCAGGAAGAGGUACCUGCCCUCAGAUAAGGACCGGCCCGGUUCUCCAGCCAGCAAGAGGAUGGCCAUGUCCCCAGACCGAGGCCGUGAUAAAAGGAACCCUGGCCGACCUCCCAUGUCCCCCCAGAUGGAGCGGCCCAGAGGGCAAGGGCCGCGCCCCCCCCUCUCACAGGGAGACAGAAAACGCCCUCUGUCUCCUCCUUCAAAGUCAUCUGGGAAAGGCCCCGCUGCGCCGUCCAGCAAGCCGGCCUCCCUUGCCUCGGCCCCGCCGGCUGGUUCUGGUUCCGGUUCCGGCAAAGCAAGCAGCACUCUUUCCCGUCGCGAGGAGCUGCUGAAGCAGCUUAAGGCCGUGGAGGACGCCAUCGCCAGGAAGCGAGCAAAGAUCCCCACCAAAUAAGGAGGAGGCGGAGCUUCUGCUCUGGUUCUCCCAGCUGACCCGCUGGCCUCAGCCCCAGCCUGAGGAACCAAACGUGGACCAGAACUUUAGGGGAGCUGCUCUGCGCAUCUCUGUUCCUCUUCAUCACUCUUUUCUCUGGUUUUUUUUCAACGCUCUGCAGCUUUUCCUUCUCAGAAGCUCAUCGGAUGAUUUCCUGUUUGAAUAAAGAUCAAAAGGAUGUGAAGUUUUGUUUUUUUAUAAUCUUCCAGAGUGAUAAAACAGUUUCUUUAUUUGGUGUCACUUUUAGCUGCAGGUGAAACAGAGAUGUGUAGAGAUGAACGUUGUCUUGCUUUGUCACAAAAGACUUUAAAUAAACUAUUUUAAGAAACAGAA